AUGGCUAAAAAAGCAAGCACUUUUGGCGAUGAAUCAAGCAGAGGAGGCGCUGAGGUAUCUGGAGACCAUCCAUCAUCUAUGUUCGUUAUUGAUUGUGCAAAGCUUGCAUUGUUAAAAGGUGACGAUCUAGACGACCUUAUACAGGAAUAUGGCGUCGACUCAGCCGAUGCGAAAAGAAUAAAAAUUGUAAGAGCUUUGCAAACUGGUGAAACCCAUGAAUGUGCAUCGGAUGCUGAGUUGCUGUUGAAGGAUGAAUCCUUAACGUGGCGAGACAUCGUUCUUGUGGCUGAACUGAAUAUCCUCUUAGGGAAAGAUGCCACGACGUUGUUAGUAAAGGCAGCAAAGCUGAAUCCUCGCUCAAGUCGUGUAUUCUUCAUCCUUGGCAAAGCUUUGAGACGCAAAAAUCCGCCAAAGGCUCGUUCAUGCCUUGAGAGGGCAGUGAAGAUUCGGCCCACUAACGAGGAGUACGUCAAAGAGUUAGAUGAAUUGUACCAGGACGCUGGAGAAACCGUCGAAAACCGCCUGGCAUUGCUGAGCCAAUUAAAUGAGUAUAAAAAACCGAUGUGGUUGAGGAAAAAGUUGGUGGAGUGA
This is a messenger RNA of Strongylus vulgaris, 591 nucleotides long. The record is from the annotation of a GenBank genome assembly. NCBI's taxonomy places the organism in Eukaryota, Metazoa, Nematoda, Chromadorea, Rhabditida, Strongylidae.